UUUGAAUUUCAUAAUUGAGUCGCACAAAAGUGACGCAGCUGUCCCUAAAGAACCCUCCCAGCGCAGCUGAAUAUGGCGGCGCUGCUGAGAGGUCUACGAGCUGGAAGGGCACUUCGGGGCGUGGUGGCUGCACAAACUCCAACAAAGCCCCAGUGUAGCAGCCUGGGCCGAGGCUUCCACCGUGCAGCACUGAGGCUUCAGGAUGAAUCCAAAUCUGACAAACCACCCUCCUCCUCCUCCUCCUCCACUACCUACCAUGAGCACUACCAGACUGUCUCUGCUGAACAGGAAACAGCAGGAGGCUCCCGGGAAGACCCAACAUCUGUCCCAGCAGCUGAGGAGGCUUCCAGGCCGAACACCAGUUACCAGGACCAGGGUGGCGAACAGGGUGAUGAAUAUGAAACAGAGGAGCAGCUUCAAGCUCGAAUCCUGACUGCUGCUCUGGAGUUUGUCCCACUGCACGGCUGGUCAGUGGAAGCCAUUGCGGCCGCUGCUGAGACGCUGGGCCUGUCCUCUGCUUCCACUGGAAUGUUCUAUAACGGAGCUGGAGACUUGGUCCUACACUUCAUCGCUCAGUGCAACUCACAGCUGACUGAUGUCCUGGCUGAACAACACAACCAGGUCCAGCUGGGCCAGGCCGACCCAAAGAAGACUGCCGACUUUCUAAGAGAUGCUGUAGAGACCAGACUGAGGAUGUAUAUCCCCUACAUUGAAACUUGGCCACAGGCGAUGAGCAUCCUGCUCCUUCCUCACAACAUCCCAGACAGCCUGAAGCACCUCUCCACCCUGGUGGAUGACAUGUGGUACUACGCCGGAGACCGAUCCACAGAUAUGAACUGGUACACCAAACGUGCAGCGCUGACGGGCAUCUAUAACACCACAGAGCUGGUGAUGCUGCAGGAUUCCUCCCCAGAUUUCCAGGACAGUUGGAACUUCCUUGACAACCGCAUUCAGGAUGUAGUCAACAUGGCCACCACCGCCAAACAGGUGCAGGCGACUGGUGAAACAGUGGUGCAAGGGCUGAUGGGAGCUGCUGUUACACUGAAGAACCUCACAGGACUGAACCAGAGGCGAUGAUGUAAAUCUCUCACUCGCACAGACCCUGACUGCCUGGCUUGUGACAUGAGCUGAAGAUCAACUUUCUUUUUGCUCAUAUUUCUGAUUAACUGUAAGAGUCUGAAAAUAUUGGAUUAUGGCUUUUAUCUGUCACCGGCUGUAAUGACAGACUUCUUUUUGUUUAUCUGUAAAACCAGUGGCUUGUCUUGUCUUGCUUCCCUGUUCAAUAUUUCACUCAUGUCAGAUUAUCCUUUCUCUUUGGACACAAUGAUCUGUCUUUUUUUUGUUGGAUCGAGACUUCAAUAAAGUAGUAUAUAUUGUAUAUUUAA
Messenger RNA from Cottoperca gobio, 1385 nucleotides. RefSeq names its product coenzyme Q9 homolog (S. cerevisiae) (gene coq9). The transcript is spliced from 9 exons. Gene Ontology annotation, cellular component: mitochondrial inner membrane. The coding region runs from base 73 to 1077 and encodes 334 amino acids. The record is from RefSeq and is a predicted model, not a curated record. Gene Ontology annotation, molecular function: lipid binding. Gene Ontology annotation, biological process: ubiquinone biosynthetic process. NCBI's taxonomy places the organism in Eukaryota, Metazoa, Chordata, Actinopteri, Perciformes, Bovichtidae.